This is a messenger RNA of Lepisosteus oculatus (spotted gar), 1469 nucleotides long. Lineage: Eukaryota; Metazoa; Chordata; Actinopteri; Semionotiformes; Lepisosteidae. The record is from RefSeq and is a predicted model, not a curated record.
GCGAUGAGCUGGUUCUGCUGUUUGUGCCGCUGUUAAAAUAAAAAAGACGAAACAAAGUGUCCCACUUCGAAGCCGGUUACGCGCAGUCAGGUGGGACUCCGUGCGAGGCAGUGUCUCCCGUGCAUGAGCUUCUCACAGACAUCUCACGUGCACGUGGAGAGCAGCUGGUCAGCUGUGCUGCCGGACGACACCUCCGCUCACUCCUCUCCUGUCUGCCAGGGUGGCCAGGGCGAGAAGGGGGCUGCUGAUGAAAGUGUGGGUGCCGUCUGUGAGAGCGGGGGGGCGCAAGAGCAGAGAGACCCGGCCGUCCUGAGUGGUGAUGAGGACAAGAAGAAGAAAGACAAGAAGGACAAGAAGAAGGACAAGAAGAAGGACAAGAAGAAAGACAAGAAGGACAAGAAGAAGAAAGGCAAGAAGAAGGACUCCAGCUCCUCGUCUUCCUCGGACAGCGAGUGUGAUAAAAAGAAGAAGAAGAAGAUGAAGAAGAAGAAGAAGAAGAAGAGGAAGAAGAAGUGCUCCAGCUCGAGCUCUUCCUCCUCAUCCAGCUCCUCCUCUUCCUCAGACAGCGAGGACGAGGAAAAGAAGAAAAAGAAAACCAAGAAGGACCAGAAGCAGGGAGAGGAGCAGAGGGGCGCUGGGGAGGCGAAGCAGGGGAAGGCCGAGGAGACACCCGGAUCCAAGGACUCGGAAUCGCAGAAGCAGGGGGGCGCGCCGCCCGGGGAGGUGACGGACUCCGGGGCAAGAGGCGAGGCAGAGCUGGGAGGCGGAAGGCAUGUGCUCUUCAGGUGGGAGGGGACGUCGCUGUCGGGGGAGACGGUUCCGUCAGGGAGGCCGGAAAAGCCGCCAGGCGUGUUCGGCGCGCCGGCCCCCGAGAAGCAGGCCGUCCCAGUCAGCCUGCGGGCCGGAGAGCACACUCUGACCCCGUACGAAUCGCUCACGUCAGGGAAGUCAGCCCGGCCAAGCGGGAUCCCCAUGAGCCCCAUCGAAUCGCUCAUGGGGGGCCCAACGGCCCGAGACAGGGACACAGCCAGGAACCAGGACAGGGUGACGGCAGGGGGCACUGUUCUCUCGGUCCCGUACAGAGGAACAGUGAGGUCCUCAGAACUGCUGAAGGGCCCCAGGCCGUACCCCUCCGAGUGACACCCGGGGUGACACGAGGUCACCACAAACCCCAUUGUCAAUGAAACACAGAAAUCAAGUGUAGAACGACGGGCUUCCCAGCACAAGAAACAUAGGAAAUCACAAGGAUGAGUCCCCAUCAGCAGAGUGGGUAGUGGGCGCACUGUGUCUAGCAAAACAGCUGUAUAGCAAUUCUCACACUCUAUAGAGUGCCGUACUCUAUAUAGCGAUUUUCAUGCCAAAACGUUUUCCUUGUUUUGCCUGAUUGAAUUUAAACAGUGUAACAACAACAUGAUUUUCAAUGUGCAACAUCUUGUCUGGAUUUAUAAUAAAAUAUGAUUGAUCACAAA